Saimiri boliviensis boliviensis (Bolivian squirrel monkey) is the source of this 1250-nucleotide messenger RNA. RefSeq names its product aquaporin 11 (gene AQP11). Gene Ontology annotation, molecular function: channel activity. The record is from RefSeq and is a predicted model, not a curated record. Gene Ontology annotation, biological process: transmembrane transport. NCBI's taxonomy places the organism in Eukaryota, Metazoa, Chordata, Mammalia, Primates, Cebidae. Gene Ontology annotation, cellular component: membrane; cytoplasm.
AGCGGCGGAGGCGGGGAGGACUCUCCCAGCGUGCCGCCGCGGGGCCUCCUACUCGUCCGGACUCGGCCCGCCCCGAGGGGCGUGAGGAGGGGAGGGGCUGCGGACUUAGGACUCUGGCCCGGAGCUGGAGCCCGCAACCCGCUCAGGCGGCGACGGAGCCAUGUCGGCGCUGCUGGGGCUCCGGCCCGAGCUUCAGGACACCUGCACCUCGCUGGGACUGAUGCUGUCGGUCGUGCUGCUCGUGGGGCUGGCCCGCGUGGUCGCCCAGCAGCAGCUGCACAGGCCAGUGGCCCACGCUUUCGUGCUGGAGUUUCUAGCUACCUUCCAGCUCUGCUGCUGCACCCACGAGCUGCAGCUGCUGAGCGAGCAGCAUCCUGCGCACCCAGCCUGGACGCUGACGCUCGUCUACUUCUUCUCGCUGGUGCAUGGCCUGACCCUGGUGGGCACGUUCAGCAACCCGUGCGGCGUGAUGAUGCAGAUGAUGCUGGGGGGCUUGUCCCCCGAAUCGGGUGCGGUGAGGCUGUUGGCUCAGCUGGUUAGUGCCCUGUGCAGCAGGUACUGCACAGGCGCCCUCUGGAGCUUGGGUCUGACCCAGUAUCACGUCAGCGAGAGGAGCUUCGCUUGCAAGAAUCCCAUCCAAGUCGACUUGUCCAAAGCGGUCAUCACAGAGGCCGUCUGCUCCUUUCUCUUCCACAGCGCUCUGCUGCACUUCCAGGAGGUCCGCGCCAAGCUUCGUAUCCACCUGCUGGCUGCGCUCAUCACCUUUUUGGUCUAUGCAGGAGGAAGUCUAACAGGAGCUGUAUUUAAUCCAGCUUUGGCACUUUCGCUACAUUUCAUGUGUUUUGAUGAAGCAUUCCCUCAGUUUUUUAUUGUAUACUGGCUGGCUCCUUCUUUAGGUAUAUUGUUGAUGAUUUUGAUGUUCAGCUUUUUCCUUCCAUGGCUGCAUAACAACCAUACAAUUAAUAAAAAGGAAUAACUUCCAGAAGACUCAGACUAACAUACAGGACAGUCCAGCUGGAUGUGAUAAAUAUUUUAUCACCUCAUAUUCAAAAUACUGGCUGCACUGGAUUCAUCAGUGUUCACUUCCUUUGAGGAAGCUGCCUUACAGUUUUCAUGACUGGGACAUAAAAAAAAAAAAAAACUACUUUGAAAAUGAGGUAUCUUGUACUUCUCAGUUAAGACUUGUUCUUUGAAUGAUGUAUUAAAUGCUGCUAGAAAAGCCUCAUUACCUAAACAUAAGUCAAUCUCAA